Molecule: messenger RNA, 582 nt
Organism: Paramecium sonneborni
Lineage: Eukaryota; Ciliophora; Oligohymenophorea; Peniculida; Parameciidae
Source: the annotation of a GenBank genome assembly
AUGCAGGCUGAUGGAUUUAAAAAGAUUCAUCAUUUAUCAAUCUAUGUAAUAAAUUUGCUAGUGCUAGUGAUUCUUCUCAUUAAUUUAAUACAAUAAAAAAAAAGUCAUAAAAUUUUAAUAAGAUCUUUAAUAGUUGUUAAAAUAAAUUAUGCACUAAUGCUCCAAACACUUUAAUAACUCACAAUUAUUGUUAUGCAUACUAUAAUACUAACAAAUAUAAAUGUCCUGUUUUUGUUAUUCUAAGUGAAGGUAAAUUAACUUUCGGAGGAUGUUAAGAAACAACUGAUUGAAAUAAUUAUAUUGAUAAUGAAUAAUGUUAAAUUAAUUUCAAUGGUGAUCCAUGCUAAUGGAAAGGAGCCUACUGUUCUAAUAAAUCUUGUGAAACUGGUACAGCUGAUCAUAGUGAUGAUUAUAAAUAUAGAGCUUACUUAAAUAAUAAAUGUAUGGUAUCAUUAUCUGAGUAAGGAUGUAUAGAUGUACCAAUUACUUGUGAGGUAAUUGACUUAGAAAUAAUUUUAUUAUAAUUACUUUUCUAAUUAAAUUAGUCAAAAAUACAUUCAAAUUUUAACCAUAAGUCAAUGA